Seriola aureovittata is the source of this 1398-nucleotide messenger RNA. RefSeq names its product LTO1 maturation factor of ABCE1 (gene lto1). The coding region runs from base 224 to 568 and encodes 114 amino acids. The transcript has 5 exons. NCBI's taxonomy places the organism in Eukaryota, Metazoa, Chordata, Actinopteri, Carangiformes, Carangidae. The record is from RefSeq and is a predicted model, not a curated record.
CUGGAGGAAGUGCAGUCGUAUUGGUGGAAGCCGCUGGAAACCGGAGCAGACUGUAGAUAAACGGUGUCAGCAUCAGCAGCAGGUCGGUUCACCGCUGUGGAGGGUUAAACACACGGACUGUGAGACUGUGACGAAGAAGAACAAGAGGAAGAGGAAGAGGAAGAGGAAGAAGAAGAAGAAGAAGAAGAAGAAGAAGAAGAAGAAGAAGAAGAAGAAGACAGUGAUGGCCGAUGAUCUGUUCGACAGUAUCGUGCUGGCAGAUGAAAAGUUCCGGGGGGAGGGGUACCGGGAGGGCUUCGAGAGGGGAACCCGCCGAGGACUGCAGGACGGCCGCAGACAUGGGGCCUCUCAUGGGGCCAAACUGUCCACCGAGAUUUCCUUCUAUUAUGGAUUUGCCAUCACAUGGAAAUGUCUCCUCCAAAAUAACACAGAUGUCAAAUCCAGGAAGCGUCUGAGAGCUCUGGAGGCUCUCUUGGGUUUGAUCCAGAACUGCCCUCAGGACGAUCCUCAGUCAAAAAAGCUACAGGAGGACAUGGAGAAGCUUCGCGCCAAGUUCAGACAGGUCUGAUCUGCUCUGGACUGAGGUCAGCUGCUUUAUCAGUGACAUGAACCAGAGACAGCUGAGACAGGAGAUGGUGCACUUCACAUCAUUUCCUGGAACUGUGUCACAUGGUUUCUCCACCUCCCCGCCCCUUCAGGAGACCAGCAGCAGAUCUAAGUCAGUUCACUCCAAUGGGAGACGUGAACCUGAAUCACAGAUUAUGAUUCACACGAGCCACUGAAAUAAAUGUUGGACCAAUUUCUCACAAGCUGCAGAUCUUCAGAACAUCCUGACAUUAAAAUUACACUUUCAGGACGGAUCAAGAGAAAAUUAACUUCAUUCAGAUCUAUCAACUGAGACAGAGACAGGUCUGAAUAAAGUUAGAAUCAAGAUCUCAUGAGAUCUCACAGCGCAGAUCUCUUCUCUCUGUUGGUUGUGGCUCUGGUUUCCUUGCUGCCGUAGAGCUACUGUCACUUUCCAACCACAGAAGUUAAGAGGGACUGCUAUACGUGCAACCAUGAAUUAAAAGAUUAAACUGAAAUAAAACUUGUAUUUCUUUGCUUUAUAAUACUAUUAUUGUUAUUAUUAUUGAACUGUUUUUGGAGGGAAAACACAGAGUAUCAGACUGAUAUGAUCUUGUGCUGGGUUGAUCAGAUAUAAGCCAGCAGAUAAAAACGAGCAGCAAAAUCAGGCGCAAAAUCGUAUCUAGUGUUGUAUUGUACUGUUGUUAUGUUUCGACAUGAACAAACAAUCACGACCACGUAGAGACAGGAAGUCUAACCAUGUCUUACCAUUGCCGCUGCCUGUAAUGCGUCAUCUUUGAGUGAACGCCCUCCAGCUGACCUCUGUGUGCCGUC